This is a messenger RNA of Vigna unguiculata (cowpea), 1869 nucleotides long. Its product is annotated as putative F-box/FBD/LRR-repeat protein At1g78840. The record is from RefSeq and is a predicted model, not a curated record. NCBI's taxonomy places the organism in Eukaryota, Viridiplantae, Streptophyta, Magnoliopsida, Fabales, Fabaceae. Gene Ontology annotation, molecular function: protein binding.
CAUUGAAAAACAUAAUUGUGAGAGACUUUGGUCGCAGCAAUUGGGUGGUACCAAAAGGAGGCAAUAAAACUAUUGAAUUUGGAAGCUUUGUUAGCAGUAAUAUAAGAGAGAGAAGAAGACUCAUCCACUUCUCUCCCAUUUCCAAACCUUAUUCACACAACACAAUACAAAAAACCUCUCUUUAGAGCCAGAAUUUCAAACACACUCGCCUCUCACUGCGCGUGCCCUUCAAACAUGACCAUCUUCUUCUUCCUAGGACCUCUCUCAGAGUAAUAGUGGUACUUAUCUCUAGAUCAUUUCAAAUUUGGAAUGAUUUGAAGGGAACAUGAUUGGAAGCUUCAACCAGACUGAUUCAAUCGAGUGCUGUGAAGCUGCAAUGCAGAAAUCCUAUUCUCAGGAAUCUGGUCCUGUCAUGAAGAAGUCAAAAACCAGAACUUUGGCUUCUCAGAAUGUAGAUUAUUGUGAAAUGGCAGAGAGUGAGGACAGGCUUAGUGACAUGCCAGAUUGUCUUAUUCAUCACAUCUUGUCAUUUCUGGAAACAAAGGAUGCUAUUCAAACUUCUGUUUUAUCAAAGAGGUGGAGGUAUCUUUGGGUUUCAGUUCCCUGCUUGAAUUUCAGUAGCAAAUCAUUCACCCGGUUGGUUGAUUUCAAGAAGUUUGUGCUGUGGGUUCUAAACCACCGUGAUUCUUCUCAUGUCAAGCUUCUUGUUUACUAUCGCUUCGGGGUAGAUUAUGCCACAGAUCAACAUCUAUUGAAUAAGGUUAUUGAGUAUGCAGCAUCACAUGGGGUUGAAGAAAUCAAAAUCAAUCUCCGUGCAAAAACAUCUGGUAGUCCUCCUGUUGAAAUUCCUUUGUCUCUAUUUUCUUGCCAAUCUUUGAAAAAGCUUGAGUUAAAAGAUUGCCAUCCUACGAAUGUGUCAUCCCCUAUAGGUUGCAAAUCAUUGGACUUGUUGCAUCUGGAACAGUUUGCAAUGGAUCCUGCUGCUGCGGACUUUUCAAAUCCAUUUGCAAGUUUGGCAGAACUAUUUGGUUUUACAACGUUGACAACUCUGCAUCUAAAUAACUUCACUCUGUGUUACACAGGAAUUGACUGUCUGGAUCCAUUUGCUAAUUGUGUCCAUAUGAAGAACUUGCACUUAAGUGAAAUGUCCUUUAAGUCAGAUUUGAACCCUAAGGAUUUUGUGAUAUCAGCUCCCAAACUCAGUAACUUGAAUCUAAUGUGCAACCGCUUUAAAUGCAAGAUUGUAGUUUCUGCACCACAGCUUUCCAAUUUCACUUACUUGUAUUCUACACCUUGUGCUUUCUUUGAGUUCCGGCUUCCAUCUUUGGAUGGCUUGGUCAUUGAUAUUCAUGAACCACAUGACCGAUUUGAAAAAUGUCGUCGAAGGAAAAGAGAGGAGACUCUACAUGGUUUGAUCAAUAUGUUACGCGGAUAUCAUAGUGCAGAAGCUGUUAAACUAUCUUUCUGCACAGCUGCGGUUACUUGUGGGACUGCAGCCCUGUUAAAACCAGAACGUUUGCCUCCUAGUAAAUUGAAGUCAUUGAACUUUGGAGUGGGAUCAACAUAUAAAAUCUUCAUCAACAACCUUGACCAUAUAACUGCCUACUUCCGCAAUUGUUCUCAGCAUGCAGACUUUGAGAUUGUGGCUGUUUAGAAGAUACUUUGGAGAGGAGGUUUGACUCAUGCUGAGACGGGAUUAACCCAAUACUUGGAUCCGAAUGAUUCAAACAAGGAUUAGUGUUUGGUAUAGUUUUAUUGGAAAAAAAGUUGGAUAAAUUCAUGGGUUGAUUUUUGAUAAACAGGCUAUAAUGAAAUAGAAAUUCAAAUGUUUCUUUUUUUUUUUUGCAAAUAUGUAUCAUGAUUCUGGUU